Molecule: messenger RNA, 1429 nt
Organism: Salvia splendens (bonfire salvia)
Lineage: Eukaryota; Viridiplantae; Streptophyta; Magnoliopsida; Lamiales; Lamiaceae
Product: 8-hydroxyquercetin 8-O-methyltransferase-like
Exons: 3
Coding region: 78-1145 (355 amino acids)
Molecular function (GO): O-methyltransferase activity; protein dimerization activity
Source: RefSeq, a predicted model, not a curated record
GCUACGAAUAGUAUAUAGCGACGUUAUCUUUUUAUACUCACUAAUUCUCAUGGAGGACUUACCUUAGUUAACUAUAAAUGGACAAUACAAAUGAAAAAAUAAAAAAAAUUGAAUUAAAUCAAGCAAGAAUGGCAUCCUCCUCCGAAGAUCUUCUUGAUGCUCAAGCUCAUGUUUGGAACCACAUUUUGAGCUACAUAAACUCCAUGGCUCUAAGAUAUGCGGUUGAGCUACGCAUACCCGACGCCAUCCACAAACACGGCAAACCUAUCACACUUUCUCAACUGGCCGAUGCCCUCUGCAUCAACAAGCAAAAAUCCCAUGGCCUCUAUCGCCUCAUGCGCAUUCUAGUCCACAACAAAUUUUUCGACAAGGUCAGCAUCUCCGGCCAAGAGGAGAGAGAAGAAGCUUAUUCUCUCACUAGGGUUUCACGUCUCUUGUUAAGAGAUGAUCCAUCAAGCCUUGCUCCUUUCGCACUUGCCCAGACCGACCCAAUCUACAUUGACCCGUUCCUUCAUAUGAGUGAAUGGUUUCGAGACGAAUGUCCCUCUGCAUUCUUCACCAAAAAUGGGAUGGAUAUAUGGGAGUUUGCAGCCAAAGAUGGGAUAAUGAAUCAAGGGUUUAAUGAGGCCAUGGCUUCUGAUGCACGCUUCGUGGGAAGCAUACUUGUGAGAGAAUGCAAGCAUGUUUUUGAGGGUUUGAAGACGAUGGUGGAUGUCGCAGGAGGCACAGGGGAGGUGGCCAAGGCCGUGGCUGGCGCGUUUCCUGGGUUAAAAUGCAUCGUGCUGGACCAGCCACAUGUUGUUGCUGGCAUGGAAGGCUCUGAGAAUGUGAAGUUUGUUGGUGGAGACAUGUUCGAGUUCAUUCCUCCUGCUGAUGCAGUUUUCCUCAAGUGGACAUUGCACGACUGGGGAGACGAAAAUUGCGUUAAAAUACUGAGAAAAUGCAAAGAAGCAAUAGUUGAGAGUAAAAUCAAUGGUAAAAAGGUGAUUAUUGUGGACAUUGUUGUGGAUGAGGAGAAGCAACCUCAAGAGGCAACUGAAACUCAUCUGUUCAUGGAUUUGCUUAUGUUGGCUCAUUGUCCAGGAAAAGAAAGAUCUGAGAAGGAAUGGGCUAAGCUCUUUGCUGCAGCUGGCUUCAAAUUAUAAAAUAACUCCUACUUUAGGAGUGAGAUCUAUAAUUGAGGUGUUUCCGUGAUGAUAGGAAUCUAUAGGAUUUCAGCAUAAAACCAACCGGUGUUAAGAAAAGUAUCAGUUAUAUAGUGGUCUCAAUUCUCUUCUUAUACCAAUUGGAGAUAAUUUUUUUAGUAUUUUAUUUAUGCUGCCAACCCUCUCCCAAACCAUUCAAAGGAAAUUUUGAAGGGAUUUGACUUUUUCUUCUAAUUGGGCUCGAAAGAGAAUAAAGUAGAAAAUUAUGUUGUUUCCGAUUUAGA